AUGCUUACCGGUGAUACCUUGGCAAAUCACCUUUGUGUUCUUGUUAAUCCAGCUGCGGAUGGCAGUGCGGGCGAACAUCUUCCUUCUGUUAAAAAUAAAAAGAGCUUUAGAACGGCUAGAGAUUCCUUAUUUGAAUUCAAUAGUUUAACAAAACGAAUAAAAAAUAUGAAAAAAAAAAAAAUGAUUUUUAUGCAAAGCAGAGAGCAAAAUGAAAAUACGGAAAAACGAAUUUUAAAAAUAAACAAGAAUUCAAAUAGGAAGUUUAUCAAAAGAAAAAAGAAUAGUAAUAAUAAUUCAAAGCGCAUACAGUCAGAAGAAAUGGAACUUUCCAAAUUUUCUUCGGUGUAUCUUUUUGUUUCCCCCACAAACAAUCAAGCCCAUUGCUAA
Trypanosoma conorhini is the source of this 387-nucleotide messenger RNA. RefSeq lists its product as uncharacterized. Lineage: Eukaryota; Euglenozoa; Kinetoplastea; Trypanosomatida; Trypanosomatidae. The record is from RefSeq and is a predicted model, not a curated record. The transcript has a single exon. The coding region runs from base 1 to 387 and encodes 128 amino acids.